GCACCAAAUUCAACUUCGUACGCUCUACGCCGAUUUUCUCUUGGAGUAUUCUACGUUGUUGUGUUUCAAAUUUUGGGUGUGUUCAUCGAUGAUUCUUAUAUAAUUUCGGAUGAGUACGGGGAGUUAAAUUUAUUGAAACGAUUGAUUUGGUUGGGAAUUUGGGGGCGAUACACGCUGUAUAAAUAUAUUUCCUGCUGGUUGUUAGCCGAGGGCGGAGGAAUUUUGUUCGGGAUUUCGCAUAAUGGUCUCGAUGAGAAAGGAGAAGUAAAAUGGAACGGAUUAGAAAACGUGAAGUUAACCAUACUAGAAAACUCAACCGAAUUUAAUCAUUACAUUCAGUCGUUUAACGUAAACACGAAUCAAUGGGUUCUCCAAUACGUUUAUAAACGAUUAAAAUUUUUAAAUAAUCGAUACGUUAGCCAAGCAACUUCGUUGUUAUUUUUGGCAAUUUGGCACGGAUUUCAUUCGGGUUAUUACGUUUGUUUUUUGUUUGAGUUUUUGGUGAUUUAUUUGGAAAAGGAUUUGCAAUCGAUUUUGAAAAGGAACGAAAAUGUGAGGGGGUGGUUAAAAAAUACUCCUUCCAUUGCACUCGUGGUUAACUUACUUUUGAGAUUAUACACAUUCGUUUUUAUGGGGUGGUGUUUGAUUCCGUUUGCUUUAUUGAAAUUCGAUAGGUAUUGGAAAGCUUACUCAAACGUCGAUUACGUGGGGAUUUAUUUAUACAUUUUAUGGCCGAUUAUUUAUGGCCCCUUAUUGCGGAUUUUGUUGGCGAAGAAGCGCGUCGCCCAAGCGAGUGAUGGCGAGGGUGUUAGUUAUCGAAGCGAAUUUACUACUAGUAGUGUCAGUGAGGGUGGUCCUGAAAGUUUAAAGCAACAUAGAGAAUAAAAAAUUUUCUUUAAUUGAAAGAGUUAACACAUUCCUAAUUAAAUCGCAAAUUGAAAAAGGUAAUUUUAAAAGUUUUCUAGUCGAUAUUAGGAUUGUUUUGUGCAGUUCGGCAAAUCACCUCAAUUGUUAAAUUAAUCGAAUUAUAAAUUAGAUUAUUAAAAAUAAAGGUUACUUAUGCACUAAAA
Messenger RNA from Onthophagus taurus, 1070 nucleotides. The record is from RefSeq and is a predicted model, not a curated record. NCBI's taxonomy places the organism in Eukaryota, Metazoa, Arthropoda, Insecta, Coleoptera, Scarabaeidae.